AUGCACUACCUCCUUGCCCUGACAGCGCUGGUUGCCCUUUGGCGUCAUGUGAGACUUCAAAAAGCUUUCGCCCAAAUGUAUAUGAUAGUCGGCAGCGCUAUUCUUGUUGGGACGACUAUACUGCAUGUGGCCACCCUUCUCAUCCGGAAUGUCACAUUUAAUCAAUUUGGAUCGAGGGCGAAGGUCUUUAGGGCGAAGGAUUCGGCUCAGAUUAUCGUACCAGUAAACAGACCAUUUACCGUUCAUGCCGGCAUGACAGUUUACGUUUGGAUGCCCGGGGUCAGCCUUUUAUCGGCAUUCCAGUGUCACCCAUUCUCAAUAGCCUGGUGGGAAGUCAACGACCAAGGAAAAGCGUCCAGUAUCUCCCUUCUGGUCCAGAAGAAGGACGGGUUUACUAGAAGGCUCAUAGAACACCAGGCCAAGGAGUUUCUCACUUUUCUCGACGGACCAUAUGGGGAGCCAAUUGAUCUUUCAUCAUAUAGCAAUAUUCUGUUGGUCGCGUCAGGAAUUGGGAUUGCUGCCCAGGUUCCCUAUAUCCGGGAACUACUCAGCCAUCGUCCAAAAUCUAUCUUUGUCGCGUGGGAGCUUGACGAUAAGUACUGGGUCUAUCAGUGGAUGGACAAGCUUCUUUCACAGGAUCAAGGGUCCUACUCCUUCGAAGGACUCACAGAAACCCGAGCCUUGGAACAGCAAACACAACCGUAUCUGGAAGUUAUCUGGUCAGCUCGACCCAUGGAAAGUGGUAUCGGCAGACUUUUGGACGCAAAGUGGUACUUCAUUGGUGACAGGUAA
Aspergillus melleus is the source of this 792-nucleotide messenger RNA. Its product is annotated as NADPH oxidase family protein. Gene Ontology annotation, biological process: copper ion import; iron ion transport; intracellular iron ion homeostasis. The record is from RefSeq and is a predicted model, not a curated record. NCBI's taxonomy places the organism in Eukaryota, Fungi, Ascomycota, Eurotiomycetes, Eurotiales, Aspergillaceae. The transcript has 3 exons. Gene Ontology annotation, cellular component: plasma membrane. The coding region runs from base 1 to 792 and encodes 263 amino acids. Gene Ontology annotation, molecular function: ferric-chelate reductase activity.